AUGUCGAACAUCACUCGCGCAUUCACCAAGCGCACAAAGCGCCCGGAAGUGUCUGCGCCCAUGCCAUAUCGCGCCGACGGGCAUGUCCGCUUCAAUUCGGGCACUAUAAAGCGCGGCAACAUCUCGGGCCCCGUGCAGCUUCUGUCGACUACGAAUAUGCUCGCCUACAACGCUCCCGAUCUCAACUCUGCUGGCUCGUCGUCAUCGUCAUCAUUGCGUUCGGACUCCGACGCGGCCCUCUCUCCGCACAGCUACUCUUCCUCCAUCACCACCCCGGAUAUGUCGCCAUGUGAGACAUCUCCCGUGGAGGCGAACCCGUCUUACUUCCCCAAGCGCUCGGCGACGGUCACCAGUCACCCGCGCUCGUCAACUUCCUCCUCGUCCACCACCGAGGCCCCGGUGAUCCCGAAGCGGGCUCUCUCGCACACCAAACGGUCCCACCAGGAUCUGGCCCACAAGCGAUCCAUCUCACGCAUGUCCCCGCCCCCUCCACUGCACCCAUUCGGCAAGGAACUGGAGCAGGUGAACGAGGUCGCGGAGGAAUUCGGCAACUUCCGCGUGGUCGAUGAAGAGGAACUGGUGCUCCAUCGCAAGGGCCUCAAGAAAUUCUCCGUGGACGAUUAUCUCUCCGAAGUCGAGGAACUCUACGGGAGCAUCUUUGACGACCAACUGGGUCCCAUCAGCACUGGAGCCUGGCUGUAA
Molecule: messenger RNA, 702 nt
Organism: Penicillium riverlandense
Lineage: Eukaryota; Fungi; Ascomycota; Eurotiomycetes; Eurotiales; Aspergillaceae
Exons: 2
Coding region: 1-702 (233 amino acids)
Source: RefSeq, a predicted model, not a curated record